This is a messenger RNA of Penicillium macrosclerotiorum, 1533 nucleotides long. RefSeq names its product putative extracellular endoglucanase/cellulase (gene egl3). Gene Ontology annotation, molecular function: hydrolase activity, hydrolyzing O-glycosyl compounds; cellulose binding. Gene Ontology annotation, cellular component: extracellular region. Gene Ontology annotation, biological process: glucan catabolic process. The coding region runs from base 1 to 1533 and encodes 510 amino acids. Lineage: Eukaryota; Fungi; Ascomycota; Eurotiomycetes; Eurotiales; Aspergillaceae. The record is from RefSeq and is a predicted model, not a curated record. The transcript has 5 exons.
AUGAAGUUCACCAACCUGAUCCUCGCUGCUAGCGCUGCUAGCAUUGCCACUGCCUACCCCAAGGGCCGGGAUACCCUUCCUGCCAAGCGUAACGUUAAGGAAAAGCGUGCUUCCGGUUUCACCUGGGUUGGUGUCAGUGAAUCUGGCGCUGAGUUUGGUUCGAACAUUCCCGGUACUCUGGGCACCGACUACACUUGGCCGGUGACUUCCAAGAUUGAGGUCCUGCGUAACAAAGGCAUGAACAUCUUCCGUGUUCCCUUCUUGAUGGAGCGUCUGGUUCCUGAUAGCAUGACUGGUACUCCCGACUCGACUUACCUGGCGGCCCUGAAGUCUACCGUCGAGUACAUCACUGACAGUGGUGCAUAUGCUGUUCUGGACCCCCACAACUAUGGCCGAUACUCUGGCAGUAUCAUCACCUCCACCUCCGACUUUAAAACCUUCUGGACGACCGUCGCUUCUGAGUUUGCCUCCAACGAUCUGGUUAUUUUUGACACCAACAACGAGUACCAUGACAUGGACCAGACCCUGGUUCUCAACCUGAACCAGGCUGCCAUUAACGGUAUCCGUGCUGCUGGCGCCACCACGCAAUAUAUCUUUGUUGAAGGCAACGCCUGGACUGGCGCUUGGUCCUGGACCGACAAUAACGACAACUUGAAGGACCUGACAGACUCGGAGGACCUCAUUGUCUACGAGAUGCACCAGUACCUUGACUCUGAUAGCUCCGGUACCUCUGAGACCUGCACUAGCACUACCAUUGGCAAGGAGCGCCUCGAGUCCGCCACUACUUGGCUGAAGAACAACAACAAGAAGGGCUUCAUCGGCGAGUUUGCCGGUGGCGUCAACUCUGACUGCGAGACUGCCGUCGAAGGCAUGCUUUCCUACAUGUCAGACAACAGCGAUGUCUGGAUGGGCGCCGAGUGGUGGGCUGCUGGUCCCUGGUGGGGAACUUACAUGUACAGCCUGGAGCCCACUGACGGCCCCGCAUACUCGACCUACCUCCCCAUCCUGGAGAAGUAUUUCGUCAGCAGCUCAUCUUCCUCCUCGUCAUCUUCAUCGUCGUCUUCUUCUUCUUCCUCUUCGUCCUCCUCCUCUUCCACCUCUUCGUCCUCUUCGUCAUCUUCGUCCUCCACUUCCACCUCCACCGUCGCCCAGCAGACCUCCGCCUCUGCCACCACCAGUAUCGAGGUUAUCAGCACGCCGAACUCCCAGGUCCAGGCCUCCAGCCCCGCCGUUGAGUCCACCAGCUCUUCAACCGCUGCCGUUGCUUCUGUCGCUCCCAUCGAGACUGCUGCCGCUUCCCCAUCUACCGCUGCCGUCUCCACUCCAGCCUCGAACCCGACCACUUUCGUCAGCGUCGCCUGCUCCGCCUCCUCGACCACCAGCGCCCCCACCGCCUCGGCUACCACUUCUACCAGCGGUGGUGUUGCAGCCCACUACUACCAGUGUGGCGGCAUCAACUGGACCGGUGCGACUUCGUGCGAGAGCGGAUACACCUGCGUGAAGCAGAACCCCUACUACUACCAGUGCGUCUAA